AUGUUCACCAAACCACUUAGACCCAAAAGAGGUCGCAAAAGCGAUCCUGCUCGCCCCUUCCAUUCCAUACCCACUGCAGGCUCAACAAAAGCGAGAGACUACAGCGACGAGGCUGAAGACUCUGAUCACGAGGUUGAAGAGUCUGGUGGGGACGAGGCUGGCGGGGACCAGACUGAGGGCUCGUGUGACGGUCAGGGUCCAACAUUCCGCACUGAUGAGGAUGCAUCCCAGAUAGACAGUGCAGAGUACGAAACGUCCAGCCCGGGUUCAUCUAGUCCCGGUUCUGAAUCUGCAUUUUCAGGUGUUCGUCGACCCUUGUAUCUUGGGGGCAACGAGCAAUCCGACCAGAAAGAAAAACUAGAAGCAGAAGCAGAAGCGGAAGCGGACGAGAAGCUCUUCAAUAUCGUAAAGAAAUUGACCAUAUCACGAGAUCAAACAGAAUCUAGCAACUUCGCGACACAGAAACUUUUGGCGAUCGCUGCGAACCUGGAAGUUUUGACGGAAAAAGUACCCUUCGAAUUUUUGCCACCACCAUCUCCCUCUCAAGGCAAUAACGCUCUUCAAGACUAUCAAAUACAGCUUAUGCUUUUGGAGCAGCAGAACAAAAAGCGAGUGCUCAUGGCGCAACAAGAACAAGACAAGACGCCAUCUGACAUCCCUAACCAAUCAUUUCCUGGAAGCUCCCGUCUCGGCAAAGCCCCCGAACCCAGCUCUCCAUAUUUCAUGCCUCUCGACAUGCAACAGCCACCCUUGCUUACCAUCCGAAACCCACCCAUCGCUCACUCAAUGGAAGCAUCGACACAGAUCCACGCCAAUGCCGGUGAGUCAGAGCUUGUCAGCCGGCUGUUGAAACGGAUCGAUGAUUUGGAGAGAAGCAUUAAAGGAUCGGAACAUCCACUGGGGCAGGGUAUCAGUCCUCCACGCUUCCAGGUGCUCCAUAUAUUGGAUGAUGUAAAUGGCAGUGUUUGUCUUCAAGAGCCGACUUGGGCUCUCGGAAAGGGGGGAGGUCUGCAGCUGAGAGCGGAGUCACCACUAGCUGACUUGAAAACCCAUCUACGAAAGAACGACGACAUCUCUUUCUUGGUAUACAAGUCAUACGCAACACCUAGAGUCAGCGCUAUUGAUUUGGCCGAGGGUCUUGAAACAGGCGUACUCCCUGCCCCACAACCGUCGAAUGAGACCAUCACGAUCAUGUCCGAAGAGCUUCGCGUGGCUUUGCAGAUAUUUCUCAAAUCAGCGUGCACGCUUGAUGAGACACAGCUACCUUCGGUCUUGGAUAAUCUACAGGCUCCCUACCUGUUCUGGUACCGUGGCAGAUCAAAGGGACAGACUGUGUCGAAUCAGCUUCCCAAGCACCAAGCGCAUUUGAAGCUACUUUUCGAUUGGAUUGAACGCAAUUACGCCGCCAAGUUUGACCAGUUCGAAGAGAUGAAAUCUCGUGGGCGCAUAUCUCAUGCAUUCACUGAAUAUCUAUUCUUCCCAGGCGAUGUCGUUGUUGACCAAAAUGGCAACAAGACUCAGGCCUAUCGAUUGCGAGACAUGCCGACGUUACAAAGGGCUUACGGACGUAACCAUGAUUCGCAUCAAUUUGAGAAAUCGUCGCGUGUAGGAUCAAGGGCGGAUGAAAGGAAUAAGGCCAACGAAGCAUGGGCUUGGGAUAUGUCAUGUUCGACUAUCGUUUACGAUGGCCAGUUCUAUCGUCAAAAUGAGACGCUCACACUUAAAUUGGUCGCCGACAGUCACGAUCAAGAAGUCGACAUUGCUCAGUUGAGCAUAAUCCCCUUGCCAUUCGUCAGUAAGAAUCUACAGAACCAACUCUUGCAGAGAGGCCGUACAUUCUGGUCAUGUCGUGUCAAACGCCCGAUCUCUUAUGAGGGUGGGGAUGAAGAGACGUCGCAUACGUACGGCGAGCGAUACGUAAUCGACAACAAAACCUUCAAGAAGCUCCACGACAAUGAUCAGAAAUCGAAACGAAACCAAGGCCCCGUGUUCAUGAGUGGUAGCAAAGACAGAACGUCAUUAUUUGUGAAAAGAAUGGACGAAGAUGAUCCUCCUCAAGCGCCCGACAUAUAUCUGUUUCCGCCAACUAUACCUGGAUUCUCCCUGCGCCGCAAAGUGUGGAUCGAUCUGGUGGUCGACAAGAUAGUCGACAUCUCAUGGAACAAAGAGGCCUUCAACCAUCUAGUCGCUGACGACAAGACGAAAGAGCUUGUCCACGCUCUGGUGGCCGACCGAAUCUCUAGCGAAAGAAACACCGACAUCAUCCAGGGCAAAGGCAAUGGACUCAUCAUUCUUCUUCACGGAGGCCCUGGCACCGGCAAGACUUUUACCGCAGAGAGUGUCGCCGAGCUGGCUGAGAAACCAUUGUAUCCUGUUACGUGUGGUGACAUUGGUACCGAACCAGAACAAGUCGAGAAAUACCUCGAAUCAGUGUUAUACCUAGGUAGCCUCUGGGAUUGUGUAGUGCUCCUCGAUGAAGCUGACGUGUUCCUUGAGGAGCGAGGGAUAGCUGAUCUAGCACGCAAUGCCCUAGUUUCCGUCUUCCUCCGUGUGCUGGAGUACUACGACGGCAUUCUUAUCCUCACAUCCAAUCGCGUCGGCACAUUCGACGAAGCCUUCAAAUCCAGGAUCUCACUUGCCCUGCAUUACCCCAACUUGGGCAAGUCGCAACGAUGCCGUAUCUGGAAGAACUUCCUGAACCGCCUCAAAGCGCUGAAAGAGCCGGGUAUCGACUUCGAUGACAUCGAGUGCAAUGUAUUGGAAUUGGCGGACGAGGAGCUCAAUGGUCGACAGAUUCGCAACGCGAUUACGAUCGGAAGGCAGCUCGCAAAGUUUCAAAAGAAGGAGCUGUCGUAUGCGCAUCUGAAGCAUGUUGUUGAGGUAGCCGGUCAGUUUGAAACAUCGCUCGGCUUCAUGGACGCCGGUAGUGACCUCUUUCUCAUCCCUUCCAUUAUUUAG
Messenger RNA from Alternaria viburni, 2958 nucleotides. RefSeq lists its product as uncharacterized. The transcript has 5 exons. Lineage: Eukaryota; Fungi; Ascomycota; Dothideomycetes; Pleosporales; Pleosporaceae. The coding region runs from base 1 to 2958 and encodes 985 amino acids. Gene Ontology annotation, molecular function: ATP binding; ATP hydrolysis activity. The record is from RefSeq and is a predicted model, not a curated record.